AUGCCGACAAGGCAAAACAAAAUAAGUCUACUUACGAAGUUACGUUGAUUGACUUCAGACAGUUAACGAAAGAAAACAAAUAAGAAAGUCCAUCUCAUCUGAAAUAAUGUCUCAUAGUACCUACAAUAAGAUUUGGGCUGAUGCCCAAAUGGAACUGAGAAGCUUACUGACUCAUGAACUUCCUGCCACACCACUCCGCCCGGAGAAAGACAGGGUGAUGUUCUUUCAGCGCCUAGCAGUGCUUUAUGUGCGUUACAUUCAGAUUUUUCGGCAUCUGGAGGAAGCCUAUGAUCAGAUCGUUCACCCCCAAAAGAGGCAAAUAAUUCGACAGCUGCUUGAUGGUGUAAUGGGUCGUGUAUUGGAGCUCAAACACGAGAUGGUGGAGAAAGAGUUUUCUGAGUACCAUUACAUGGAUGAUGUUAUCCAAGACUUGAAACUCACACCGGAGGACCUUGAAAUACCCAUCCCGAGAUACUUUAUCAGGGAAAACAGAAAUGUCCUACAGGAGAGAAAUCAGAUGCUAUACUCCAUUCUCAAAUCAAUUGGUGUGGAAGAACAACCAAAACCUGUGGGAGUAAAAUCUUUGAAUUUCGAAGAGGCCAUCAAGAUGAUUCAGGUAUCAGAGAGGGCACGGCAGGGCCGAUUACGUGCUAGAUUUAUGAAAGAGAUCCGUCAGGACGAAGACAGGCAGAGGAGAGCCAAGGAUAGGAACAAGGAAUCAACCACCCUUGAUGAAGCUGCUGUCUGCAUUCAGAAGGUAUGGAGAGGUUUUCUGCAGAGAAAGAAAAUAAAACAAGAAAGAGAGGAUGAGUUAAUCUUCCUGGGGAUGAAUUUUGGUCCUGACUACUUCCAGCUGAAUCCUUCCAUCCUGUCUGCACGAGAAAAUCAGACCAGCAGACAGGAGAAACAAGAUGAGUACGAGGAGGACUUUCAGAAGUCCAUCAUGUCCAUCAUUGAAAAGCUCAGAGAUAUGGAGGGGCCUGACAUGAAGGAGAGCAUGAAGGAACAAAUCCGCCAGUGGUUCAUCGAGUGCCAUGAUGCCACAGGCACUUUCCCAGACUAUCCAGAGGAAGAAGAUGGAGGGUCUGCAUUAAUAUUCGCUGAGAAAACUCCACAACAGUUACUGGAGGAAAUAGCUGCCAAGGAAGAAGAGGAAGCAAACAAGAAGCCCAAAGGAAAGGAAGAAAAAAAGGAUAAAGGGAAGAAGGAUAAAGGAGAAGAGGAAGAAGAGGCAGGGCUGAAAAUGAUGCCAUCAGCUUUCCUUUCAGACCUGGAAAGUAGAUGUGGAACCUACCAGGCUGUCUGGCAAAACCGCGAUGAGUCAAAGAACUUUAAUCAGAGGCAUGAGGUUGAACUGAUCAAAGAAGAAAAACGGAAAGAGCUCGAAUAUGAAAUCCGAUUACAGGUAGAUGAGCUCAUGAGACAGGAGCUGGCUCACUGGAAGCUGGCUGUGGACAAAGACAAAGGAGGAAACGCCAAGGGAAAUAUGAAGAAGAAAAAAGGACCAAAAAAUGAAAAGAAAAAAAAGAAAGAGAAAGACUUGACUGCUGAUAGGGGUAUCGAGUCACUUUUUCAUGAACUGGUUGAACAGGGCUUGCUGAAACAAUCUAAAGCUGUUAGACUCGAAGACUAUAUAGGUGAGUAUAGCUACCUGGGUACUACGCUACGGCAGACGGACAUCGAACCCAUGCCCUCCCUGUCUGAUGUGCGGCAGGUCAUCGCUUUGAAUGCUGUCUUGCCCUUAGGGUGUCAGGUGGUCCAUGAAAAAGCUCCUCUGGUGAAAGCUAUACUACUAGCAGGUCCAGCUGGCGUUGGAAAGAAAAUGUUGGUCAACGCCAUCUGCCAAGAAACAGGGGCCAACCUCUUUGACCUCUCCCCUCUAAACCUUGUGGGGAAGUAUCCAGGCAAGAAUGGACUGCAAAUGAUGCUCCACAUGGUUUUCAAGGUGGCAAAGCAGUUGCAACCUUCAGUUAUUUGGAUUGGAGAUGCUGAGAAGAUGUUUUAUAAGAAAGUACCCAGAGAGGAAAAGGAGCUAGACCCAAGGCGUCUAAAGAAAGAUCUGCCUAAGAUGAUGAAGUCUAUCAAAGGUGGAGACCGUGUUCUUAUUGUGGGUACAACACAAGACCCAGGGAGUGCAGACCUCAAAUCGCUCUGCAAGGUGUACAGCAAGAUCAUCCUUAUUCCACGACCAGAUUAUGCUUCAAGAUAUGUUAUGUGGAGAGAGCUGAUUAAGAAGGCUGGUGGUGAGGUGACUGACUCACUGGAUCUGAGCUGUCUGGCCAAAAUCUCAGACGGCUACACUCAGGGUCACAUGGUGCAGGCGGUCCGGGCGAUUCUGACGGAGCACCGCCUCCAGCAGCUGGCCAAAAGACCCCUAACCGCAGCGGAGUUUGUGGCCCCACUGGCUAAGACUGACCCCAUCUUCCAUGACGAGGAAGAGGCUCUAAAACACUGGUACGCAAAAACUCCUCUGGGCAAGAAGCGGGCAAAGGCUGCCUCAGAAAAAGAUGAAGAGGAGGCACCAGUUAAAAGUGGGAAAAAGUCAGGGAAGAACACCAAGAAGAAAUAAAGAAAGAGAUUAGGGAAGAAAAUGUCUUCUUUUCAUUAUACCCUUGACUGUCAUCAAUGUGGUGAAUAUCGGUAAGAAAACAGCAUAGUGCUCCGACAUCGGUCUCUGCACGGCCGCUGUGAUUGCAGGUCCUGAAGUUCACACCAUCCACUGAGGCAGGGCAGACUGGAUCCCACCAAGAAGAUGUCUGUUAAGGAUUUUGUAUUUGUGUCCACCGUAUUGCCACCAGUUUACCGCAUAUCUCCACAAUAUAUUUGUUUAUCAAUAAAUGUUUGUCUUGCUACGUCA
Brienomyrus brachyistius is the source of this 2857-nucleotide messenger RNA. RefSeq lists its product as uncharacterized. The transcript is spliced from 19 exons. The record is from RefSeq and is a predicted model, not a curated record. NCBI's taxonomy places the organism in Eukaryota, Metazoa, Chordata, Actinopteri, Osteoglossiformes, Mormyridae. The coding region runs from base 107 to 2569 and encodes 820 amino acids. Gene Ontology annotation, molecular function: protein binding; ATP hydrolysis activity; ATP binding.